Colossoma macropomum (tambaqui) is the source of this 3839-nucleotide messenger RNA. RefSeq names its product adaptor protein, phosphotyrosine interaction, PH domain and leucine zipper containing 1 (gene appl1). Gene Ontology annotation, molecular function: identical protein binding. The coding region runs from base 156 to 2282 and encodes 708 amino acids. Gene Ontology annotation, cellular component: endosome membrane; cytoplasm. The record is from RefSeq and is a predicted model, not a curated record. Gene Ontology annotation, biological process: signaling. Lineage: Eukaryota; Metazoa; Chordata; Actinopteri; Characiformes; Serrasalmidae. The transcript is spliced from 22 exons.
UAUCCGUGUUUGUGGGAGGGCUGGUUAAUCUGUCUGGGUGUCGGUUUUUGUCGGGAAUAAAGCCACCGAGGAGAUUUUUUCCAAAACCCUUUCAACUGUGCGGCGUCAGACAAACUCAUAGUUCACGCCUUUUCGUUGAAAUUACACUUACAGUCAUGCCUGGAAUUGACAAAUUGCCAAUAGAGGAAACGCUGGAGGACAGUCCUCAGACACGCUCUUUGCUUAGCGUGUUUGAGGAGGACACAGCUACAAUAUCUAGCUACUACAAUCAGCUCUUCCAGGCCAUGCAUAGAAUAUAUGAUGCACAGAAUGAACUGAGUGCUGCCACACAUCUAACUUCAAAGCUACUGAAGGAAUACGAGAAACAGCGCUUCCCUCUGGGUGGCGAUGAUGAAGUCAUGAGCUCAACUUUGCAGCAGUUUGCCAAAGUCAUCGAUGAGCUCAGCUCCUGUCAUGCAGUCCUGUCUACUCAGCUAGCAGAUGCCAUGAUGUUUCCCAUCACUCAGUUCAAAGAGAGGGACUUGAAAGAAAUUCUCACCCUGAAGGAGGUGUUCCAGAUAUCCAGUGAUGAUCACGACACGGCCAUCAACAGAUACAGCCGGCUAUCUAAAAAGAAAGAAAACGAGAAGGUAAAGGGUGAGGUGAUGGAAGAUGUCUACACUUCCAGGAAAAAGCAGCACCAGACCAUGAUGCACUAUUUCUCAGCACUUAAUACACUGCAAUACAAGAAGAAGAUUGCCCUGUUGGAGCCACUGCUGGGGUACAUGCAGGCACAGAUCAGUUUCUUCAAGCUUGGAUCAGAGAACCUAACACAGCAAUGGGAAGACUUUCUCACUAACAUUGGGACCAGUGUACAGAAUGUCCGCAGGGAGAUGGACAGUGAAGUGGACGUAAUGCAGCAGACCAUACAGGAUCUGGAGCAGGCCAGUGACCUGUUAUAUAUGCCAGACCCCGACCCCAAUAAGAUCCCCAUCAACCGCAACCUGACCCGCAAGGCUGGCUACCUCAACACCCGCAAUAAAACAGGGUUGGUGUCGUCCACCUGGGACCGGCAGUAUUUCUUCACCCAGGGAGGCAACCUCAUGAGCCAAUCCCGAGGAGAUGUUGCAGGAGGGUUGGUCAUGGACAUAGACAACUGUUCCGUCAUGGCAGUAGACUGUGAGGACCGGCGCUUCUGCUUCCAGAUCUCUGCCUUUGAUGGCAAAAAGGUUGCUAUUUUGCAAGCAGAAAGCAGGAAGGACUGUGAAGAGUGGAUUGCAACAAUAAAUAACAUCUCAAAGAGGAUAUACCUUAGUGAGAACCCUGAGGAAACUGCUGCCAGAGUCAACCAGUCUGCUCUGGAGGCCGUGACGCCUUCCCCUUCAUUCCAGCAGCGGCAUGAGAGUUUUAGACCCAGCACGCAAGGGCGACCCAGAGCUGGCCGGACCAGCAGCCAGAGCUCAGCAGGUUCUGAGUCUCCAGCUCUCUCUUCCCUCUCUCUGGACUCUCUGGUGGCUCCAGACACCCCCAUCCAGUUUGAUAUAAUCUCACCAGUCAGUGAGGAGUAUGCAACCCAGGCAAAAAGUGCCAGCCAGGGCAGAAGGACCAACCCAUUUGGGGAGUCUGGAGAGUCGCAUUCUGGAGAUAGUGAAGAGUCCAUCUUGCAUCAGCUCUUCAUUGUGCGCUUCCUGGGAUCCAUGGAAGUGAAGGCCACAGAGAAUGCAGAUGUAAUCUACGAGACUAUGAGGCAGAUCCUGGCUGCCCGAGCCAUCCACAAUAUCUUCAGGAUGACUGAGUCCCACCUGCUUGUUACCUGUGACUGUCUGAAGCUCAUUGACCCACAAACACAAGUCACAAGAUUAAGGUUCCCUCUCUCCAGCGUGGUACUGUGUGCAUCUCAUCAGGAGAACAAGCGGCUGUUUGGCUUUGUGCUGCAGACAGCCGGAGGCCGGGUAGACGGGCGCCCAGUCACUGUCUGCUAUAUUUUCGAGUCCAAUAAUGAUGGGGAGAAGAUCUGUGAUAGUGUAGGACUGGCAAAACAGAUAGCCCUCCACUCAGAAAUGGAUCGCAAAGCCACACAGAAGCAGAGGGAGAUGGACAAGGCCAAGGAGAAGCAACAAGAGGAGCUGAAUAAACAGAAACAGAUCGAAAAGGAUCUUGAGGAACAAAGCCGUCUGAUAGCUGCCUCCAGCCGGCCAAACCCUCCAGCUGCUGACGGACAGUUCCUAGUCCUUAGCAACAGCCAAUCAGAGGACAGCGAUGCUGGGGAGGAAGGGCGGAAGAGGGGCGAAUCAGAGGCUUGACAGAAAGGAGCAGGAAAAUAAAGUUGAUCUCUAUGUGAGUUCAGCUUUUUUCACAAAAAAAAACUUAACAGCAGGUCUUAACAGCGUUUCCUUCAGGGCUUUCCUGAUUCACUAAAGGAAAUGAGAUUUGCAAGAUGACUGCAGAAAUAUUAAAGAAGACACAUAAAUACAGGAAUGAGGAGUCAAAAUCGUUUUACAUGCAGACGGAUUGGGAGAGUCUCCUGGGAGCUUGUGUUUAAUUUGUAAGAAUCAUGUAUUUUGUACUGUUUACGUUACUGAAUUAUAUCUAAAACACACUUUGAGUUCUUUUCGUGUGUGUGUGUUUGCGUGUGUGUGUGUGUGUGUGUGGGUAUAAAUUGGUGCACUACAUUGUAAUACUAAAAGCUUAAGAGAUGAAUGGAUGGAUGUAUGCAAUGAUUUUUUUUCCUGAAGAAAUUACACAUGUGAAUAACAAACAUUUAUAACGGACUUGUAUUAAUACUGUAUAUUUUACAUUUGUUGUCAUAUGCUCUAACAGGCUUGCAUGUGCUUCAAGUCAUAUCAUGUAGAUCCGUAACUGAACUGUAACAAGUAUUGACAUUUUCCAUUUACGGUCAUCUAUGUAGAAGGAUUUUGGCACUGUGGGCGUGGUUUUGUUGACGUAGUCAAUCAUCUGUGUCUCUUUUUUUCUCCCUCAAAUAACAAAACGCCGAAACGCACUUGAUUUGUUUAAAUAAGACUGCCAAAAAUUCUCUGAUUAAGCAUUUUAGGCAGAUGAUUUUUAGGAAGAUUGUGAUCAACAUAGAUACGUAUUUACGUAGAUUACAUAUGAUUUAAAACUGCUAGCUUUUUUUAGCAGUUAAAAAUAGAAAGGCAUUGUUUCCGUUCAGCUUCAAAACAUGGCAUGUGGUAUAGUUUAUUUUAAAAAUGAGCAUUAGCUCAUAUGAUUGUUAUUAUUAUUUUAUAUUCUUGUUUUUUGAGCCGCAGACGACUUGUCAGUUGGCAACGAUACUGUCGGAGUAGCAGAACUAGGCAUGCAUUGUCUACACUUUGGCCAUUUUGCAGCUUGAGUAUGAGGGCGUAGGCCAGAAAACGUGCGAGUUAUUCAAUGAAACUAUUUUAUAAUUUGGCCUGUUUGACCACCUGCCUUAACCCUUUAACACUAUCCUUUAUAAUGAUCAUACUGUAUUGAUGCCAAUGUCAUGGAAGCACCUCUUACAUUUAAAUAUGAGGAGUCUGAACCAAGUCUGUUUUGGUUUUGUGUCAUUUAUUUACUAAUUCUGACUUUGAGUGAAAUGGUUUGUCCUGUGUAAAUGUGUUUCUUUAAGAAUUAUCACUGACUUUUCUCCUGAAGCACACCUGAGCUGUGUAACGCCCAUUUGAAAUGACUGUUAAUUCUUAUUGGCAUAUAAACAGAACUGGCCCAGUGAAAGCUGGUCUAUAAUGAAUUAUGUCCUUAAUAGUAUGAUUUGCUACAUGUUUUAUGUUCUAAUGAUGGAGAAGGUGUUUCUUUUGAAUUGUGAUUAGCUGCACACAAAUGACAUUUGUCAAAUAUAUUUCAGAUGGAUGCCACUUUGA